UCUGGUUAGAGUUAGUCCACCUGUUUUCGAUACCUAAGCAUACCUAGGUUACUUAGGCGCAGUUCGUAUCGGGGCCUGGAAACAACUAUCUUGGUGCAAGGCGCGAAGCUUGUGAUACAGUUACUUGUUAUUAGUGUAAAAAAAUUAUCAAAUGUAUGUGGUGUAGAGUGCGUGUAAUAGUGUAAUAAUGGAAUCUUCUAAUAAUGGAAAGCCGUCGACGACACAGCGUACAAUGGAGACCGUAGCAUUUCCGCCACGAAAUCGACUUACCGUUCAGGAAGUGUUUGAUUCGCGUACUGACAAGCCGAGGCCCGAUGUACUCAAAGAACACUUUAUAAGGGAAGGUCGGAUCGAUGAAACUGUAGCACUCCGUAUUAUACAAGAUGGCGCGGCCUUAUUACGGUCAGAGAAAACGAUGAUUGAUAUCGAAGCACCGGUUACCGUUUGCGGAGAUAUUCACGGGCAAUUCUACGAUCUUAUGAAGCUGUUCGAGGUAGGCGGUUCGCCGGCCAGCACGAAGUACUUGUUUUUAGGCGACUACGUCGACAGGGGAUAUUUUAGCAUAGAAUGCGUUUUAUAUUUAUGGGCGUUGAAAUUGUGCCAUCCGACAACUUUAUACCUAUUACGAGGCAAUCACGAGUGUCGACACUUAACUGAAUAUUUUACCUUUAAACAAGAAUGCAAAAUCAAAUACUCUGAACGUGUUUACGAUGCGUGUAUGGAUGCGUUCGAUUGUCUACCGUUAGCGGCUUUAAUGAACCAGCAAUUUUUAUGCGUGCAUGGCGGUCUGUCGCCCGAAAUUCAUAAUUUAGAAGAUAUUAGGCGACUGGAUCGAUUCAAAGAGCCUCCUGCCUACGGGCCAAUGUGCGAUCUGCUGUGGUCCGAUCCACUGGAGGAUUUUGGUAAUGAACGCAAUACGGAUCACUUUUUGCAUAACUCGGUUCGUGGAUGUUCAUAUUUUUACAGUUACGCCGCUUGUUGCGACUUUCUACACAACAACAAUUUGUUAUCGAUUAUUAGAGCGCACGAAGCACAGGACGCUGGCUACCGAAUGUAUCGUAAAAGUCAAACGACAGGAUUUCCUUCGCUGAUAACGAUCUUUUCGGCACCGAAUUACCUAGAUGUUUAUAACAAUAAGGCCGCUGUUUUGAAAUAUGAAAAUAACGUUAUGAACAUCAGACAGUUCAAUUGUUCUCCUCAUCCGUAUUGGCUGCCGAAUUUCAUGGACGUGUUCACGUGGUCGUUGCCAUUUGUGGGCGAAAAGGUAACGCAAAUGUUAGUAAACGUUCUGAGCAUAUGCUCGGAUGACGAAUUAAUGCCAGACGGAGAUGAUGCGCUCGAAGCGAACGUCCGCAAGGAGGCGAUACGUAAUAAAAUUCGAGCGAUUGGCAAAAUGGCAAAGGUAUUCUCAGUGUUACGUGAGGAGAGCGAAUCGGUGCUUCAGCUGAAGGGGUUGACCCCGACCGGAGCGCUGCCGCUAGGGGCGUUGUGGGGCGGCAAGACAUCGCUGCGGAACGCUCUGCAAGGUUUCUCGCCGAAUCACAAAAUAACCACGUUUGCGGAAGCGAAAGGCCUGGACGCCAUCAACGAGUGCAUGCCGCCAAGAAAAGACACCCUCAGCCCGUCCGCCUAGAAUCCCAAUCAGAACAGUAUCGGUGCGACGUCACCAGGUCCUGGUCCUAGCAAGUCGGGUACCGGCGGUGGCGCGACUCGAACGACGUCCUAGUGUGUUCGCAGUAUGUGAAACGUCGCCUUGAAAACCGAAUGACUCUUCUUUAAUGGGGCGGUGUUUUUAUCGAAUAAAUUGAAUAAUAAAUAAUAUAUACAUAUAAAUAUAAACUUAAUGAUGUGCCAUUUUUAUUGCAAAAGAUC
Molecule: messenger RNA, 1872 nt
Organism: Ctenocephalides felis (cat flea)
Lineage: Eukaryota; Metazoa; Arthropoda; Insecta; Siphonaptera; Pulicidae
Product: serine/threonine-protein phosphatase 2B catalytic subunit 3-like
Exons: 1
Coding region: 188-1633 (481 amino acids)
Biological process (GO): calcineurin-mediated signaling
Cellular component (GO): calcineurin complex; cytoplasm
Molecular function (GO): calmodulin binding; calmodulin-dependent protein phosphatase activity
Source: RefSeq, a predicted model, not a curated record